CACCUCCUCCUACUCUUAUUCUAGCAGCACUUGAGUCUUCUCUACUAAACAGACACAAUACUGGCAAGGCACGGGGAGAAAACCGCUAAGAAGUCUUCUUUCUUGUUUUCUGCGCACAUGUGCAUAAAGACUCGGUGCCUGGCGAUGAUCAGGUUAGAGAAGUGCCAGACGAGGAAGGAAAGAGGAGGGAUCAUCAGCAGUGGCGUGGUUUGAACAGUGAAAAGAGUUCCUACUGGAUUCACCCGACGCCUCCACUACUGUUCAAUCGGAUGGUCUCUGUGGUCUUGAUCCGAUACCCAAAUCAGUUAUGUGCGUAAAGGGGCGCAGGACUUCAGAGGUGCGUUGCUCUGAAACUAGUUUGGCUGAGCUGUCGUUCUAAGGGACUUGCACACCUCUGCUGUCGCUGUCAACACGGCACAGGUAGGAACGAGGAUCCCGGAAGAACUCGUUGUGCAGGUUACCAUUUUUUGAGCUUUACUUGUGCAUUUAUUUCCAAGUGCGCGAACUCAAUGGACUUGUUUACUUUAUUCAAGAAAGUAGUUGUCGCUCAAAGAUUUUGAUUAUAAAGUGAAUUAGCGGGACGAAAAUGAAGAAUCUGAAGAAGAAGAAGCAGCUGUUCGUGGUGAUGGAUGUGAUGUGCGUUUUAGUUGCGGCGCUGCCCUUCAUCAUUAUGACCAUCGUGUCCAAGCCAUAUCAAAGAGGCAUUUACUGUAAUGAUGAGAGUAUCAUGUACCCCCUAAAACCAGACACCAUCACCCACGGUAUGCUGGCGGCUGUCACCAUCUCCUGCACUGUCAUCAUUAUCUCAUCUGGAGAGGCUUAUCUGGUCUACAGCAAUAGGAUUUACUCUAAUACAGAUUUCAACCAAUACUUGGCUGCGCUCUACAAAGUAGUGGGCACCUUUUUAUUUGGAGGAGCUGUCAGCCAGUCACUGACUGAUCUUGCAAAGUACACUAUUGGCCGCCCAAGACCUAACUUCAUGGCAGUAUGCUCACCAAAAGUCUGCACAGGAUACGUGCAGGUGAUCAACUGCACUGGCAGGCCUCAGGAUGUCACGGAGUCCAGAUUGUCCUUCUACUCUGGUCACUCCUCUUUUGGCAUGUACUGCAUGCUUUUCCUAGCGCUUUACGUACAGGCGAGACUUGUAGCAAAGUGGGCCAGACUUCUCCGGCCCACCAUCCAGUUCUUCCUGGUGGCCUUCGCGGUUUAUGUGGGUUACACCCGAGUCUCUGAUUACAAGCACCAUUGGAGCGAUGUGCUGGUGGGGCUGCUGCAGGGAGCGCUUGUUGCUUUGUUAAAUGUGCACUUUGUGUCAGAUUUCUUCAAGAAGCGUCCUAAACGUUCCACGAAGCCUGACACGGCCGAUAGUGAGGAACCAGCAAGGAAACCCAGCCUGCAGAUUGCAGAUUCUGAGAACAGCAACCAUUACAACUACCACAAUCGUGGCCCUGUGUGAUAGUGGACUUAGGAACAAAGGCUGUGGUCUGCAGACCCCAAACCUGUGUGAUAGCUUCAAAUCCAGGGGCUUCCGCCUGUUUAGUUCAGGUAAUAACCUGGUUGUAUGCAGUCCUGACUCUUUCGGUUGCCUUCUGUCCUAGAACUGUGUUAAAUUUUAGUGUCUUUGUGAGUUUGUAAUCUGCCUUUUGUAUUUCUUUAAAAAAAAAAAAAAGGAGAAAAAAGUAAAAAGUUAGAUAUCUGGUCUGUAACUUUCAACUUCUCUCUGCAUCAACCACUCACUUCCCACCUGCUCCACUGGACUGAGGGAUGCAACCCAUCACUAGGUGCCAGAGACCCCGCUUAAAGACACCACGAUGACACUUUUCUCCUGUAAGAGAGAAAGAAGCAUAUUUUAAAGCUAUCAUUAUUGACAGUAUAGCAAAAUACACUUAAAGCUGCAUCAAGUGAAGCACUACAAACCAAAUGCAACAACCUUUUGUUUCCUGUGUUGGCAGUGCAGAUAACAGUAUGGGCUUCCAGUGUCUUUUUCCAGCACACUGACAAAUACAUGUCAGAUAUAAGUCUCUCUGCCUUUGGGUUGAUACAUGUACUACUUUUUUUAUGCAGUACGUACUUUGUAAGUACUGUUUCUCAGGCUCUGUGUUAGAAUGGGUCAGUAAAAGUACUGACAUUUCAGCUGUACAGAGUGAAGGCAGCAAUAACAACCUGAAAGUGCCUGAAAACUGCUUGAAGAUCUGGGUGUGGAUUCACUCUGGGGGGGUCACAAUUACUAGCAACUGUUUCACAUCCAGUGAGUUCUUUAUUUUAUUAGAACUAUGCCGCUUAAUAGAGCUUUAACAUUAAUGUAUUGUUUUGAUUUCUGUAAGUAGAGAACCAAAUUUGUCUAGAAUAAUAAAAUUGAAGUACAAAUGUUCAGGCAAGAAUGUUUCUAAAUGAUGGUGAAUUCAUGUAAUUUUAUUGCACCUUAAAACUGCCUAAAACACUAGAAAAAUAUUGCAUUGCUGAUGGCAGAUGGACUUAUUUUCUUUUCCUAUAUAAUGCCAUCCUGUUGACAAAAUGUCUCAAAAGCUAAAAUGCAGUGUUUUUCCUGGCAGUCGAGUCUGUGUCACCUUUUUCAGCAGAAACUUUCUGCCUAUUAUUUGAUAAACAAAUAUUUAACAGGCGCCCCAAUUAAUGAGGCUGUUUAAAAAAAUAAUUUUAUUACAGUGCUGGUGAUUUUUCUUUGGCUCUGUUUUAAACCUUUUUGAUGGUUUUAACGGCUGUAGACCAUCCAAAGCUGCUUUGAAAUCAGGUUUAACCCCAUGUCAAACAAGAACAUCCAGUUACAUUUCAGUGCCGUGUAAACAGAUCUGGAUCCCUAUUUGGACAAUGUGUUCUUAAAGUGGCUAUACAGGUUUGACAGUGCUGGUGACUCACUUAUUAGAUCAUAAAAAAUUUUACUUUAAAUUACUUUUUAUUUCAACUGCUAGUGUUGGCAAACUUUACUACCUGUCACAGAUUUUUUUGCGCUUAGGGAUGGCUUAUGUCCAGCCUGGAACAGAUUUAUUUGUUAAAUUAGUUAUGCAUUUCUAAAAUGUAAACAUGUAAUUAUGGCUCAGAUGAAUGAUUUAGAUUUUCCUUCUGUGAAAUGGACUGCAGUAGCAGAAACCAUUGAUGCCAGUAGCUUUUAUUUCUGCUGGACUUGAUGUGUCAUACCACUACUACACUGCCAAUGAAAUAUUAAGAAAUGUUGCCUCUAUCUUGUGUCCCUUUUUCCAUUUUCUUUUAUUUUUGUGGUUUUGUUUAGCAAAUAUUAAUCAAAGAAGGAUGAGACAGCCAUUUUGAAGAUGGUAUAUAAGUUAUUCUGAAUAUAAAAUGUUCUUUAUUUACUUUUACAAGGUUGGAAGUGCCAGCUAUAAGGUUUUUGUGCAAUCAACCCAGCUUGCCACUAUGAGCCACAAAUACUGUAUCCAUGAAUGCUAUGCUGAGACAUGUUUUUAAGUUUUGUGAAGGAUGUGUGUAUUUGUACACCCGUGUUUGAAAUAAAUACAUUUAAAGCAAUA
Molecule: messenger RNA, 3500 nt
Organism: Archocentrus centrarchus (flier cichlid)
Lineage: Eukaryota; Metazoa; Chordata; Actinopteri; Cichliformes; Cichlidae
Gene: plpp2b
Product: phospholipid phosphatase 2b
Exons: 6
Coding region: 587-1456 (289 amino acids)
Biological process (GO): phospholipid dephosphorylation; signal transduction; phospholipid metabolic process
Cellular component (GO): plasma membrane
Molecular function (GO): phosphatidate phosphatase activity
Source: RefSeq, a predicted model, not a curated record